Messenger RNA from Olea europaea var. sylvestris, 1011 nucleotides. RefSeq names its product protein C2-DOMAIN ABA-RELATED 5-like. The record is from RefSeq and is a predicted model, not a curated record. The transcript is spliced from 3 exons. Bases 315 to 803 code for a protein of 162 amino acids. Lineage: Eukaryota; Viridiplantae; Streptophyta; Magnoliopsida; Lamiales; Oleaceae.
UCGUUCUUUUGUAUCGCACUAUAAAACCCACCAAACCAGUCCAUAAAUUCUUAUCCCAAGAAUCCCAGAAAAUCUUUAUAAUCCUGUUUAUUUUCGAUCUUUAGAUUUGGUCCAAUUUUCUUUAUUUGUUUAAUUCCUUAAUUGGGCUGUUUCUUCUUGGAAGAAAGAAAUCUUGGUUUUGAGAAUUAUUAGUUCCGUUUAUUUUCAGUCUUUCACGAGCAUUUUAAAUCGAAAUUUGGUCCCAUUUUUUCUUUCAAUUUCCUUGUUUUGACUAAGUGGACUGUUCUUUUUUUGGAUAAAUAGAAAAUCUUGAUAUGGAGAACACUUUGGGUUUGCUUAGAAUCACUAUACAGAGAGGGAUAAAUCUUGCUAAAAGGGAUGUCAGGAGCAGCGAUCCUUACGUUAUUGUUCGGUUGGGAAAACAGAAAUUAAAGACUCGAGUUGUGAGAAAGAACCUUAAUCCUGAGUGGAACGAGGAACUGACGCUAACGAUUGCUGAUCCUAAUCUUCCAAUCAAGUUGGAAGUUUACGAUAGAGAUACGUUCAGUCGAGAUGACAAAAUGGGAGAUGCAGAAAUUGACAUUAAAACAUUUGUAGAAGCUGCAAAGAGGGACUUGCAAAAUAUCUCAAGUGGAGUCAUAAUCGCGAAAAUAAACCCAACCCGAGAAAACUGCGUAGCCCAAGACAGUUCUAUAAUCUGGGAAAAUGGCAAAGUAAUCCAACACAUGUUUCUGAGACUUAGAAAUGUUGAGUGUGGAGAAAUCGAGCUCCAGUUGCAGUGGAUAGAUAUAUAUGGUUCGUGAGGUCUGCAGUUUGUUUCUGUGGCUGGCUAAUUCGACUUGGCAUCAUCAGUUCCUUCACUGAUAAAUUUCGUACAUUAUUAAAAGAAACGAUUUGUCCUUGAUCGGGUUCACAGUCAAAAGACGUAUAAAUUAGAGUCGGGAUUUUUCGUGUUGUAUUCUUAUACUUACAUGAUAAUAUAUAUGUUUUAACGAUUUUAUUUUCGUGUUA